AUGGGAAAUUCAUAAAAUGGAAAGGAAGAUAUGGAUUAUGAUUAAGUGUUAAAACACUUCAAUUUUAAUUAGGAUGUUAAUCAUUACCAAUUAGGAAAUGUUAAGAUUUUUGAGGCUAGUGAAAAUAAGAAUCAUAAAAUAUUUCAAUUUAAGCGAUUAUGCUAAUCAGAUUAGUAAUUGCAACAAUUGAAACAUCAUUUCUAAUAACGAAAACUAUUGAUAAAUGACCACCUAGUCAGAGUGUUUUAUGUAAUGGGGAAAGAAUCAGUCAUGUGUUCAGAUGCAAGUCAUGUUUUAGUAUUGGGAGAAUACUUCCCAAAUAGCUUAUUUUCAGAACUCGAAUACAAGUACGAUUGAUGUGAUGUUGAUAGUUUGAAUUAGAAGUUGAUUUUCAAUGAAUCUCGAUUGUGGUUCAUAAUUUAUUAAAUAAUCCAAUGUUGCGCAUAUUUAGAGGAAUAAGGCAAAUACCAUGGAGAUUUGACUAUUCAACACGUUUAUUUGGAUCUUGAUGGGUCUGUUAAACUGAUUGUAUUACAUUAAUAAUAAAAACAAGGAACAUGAUCUGAUUCCAGGAGGAAUGAACCCAUUUUAGAAGGCAUUAUAUAAUAAUGAGUUUCAUGCAUUUUCGCCUGAAUUGUUGGGCUUAUUGCAAUAAGGAGAUAAGGAGCACUAGUAUGGGAAGAUAGAUAAUGCUACUCUAAAUAAAACAGAUGUGUUUUGCUUAGGAUUGAUGAUUCUGGAAUUGGCUUCGCAAUUUCGUAUACUUAUUUAAAUGAUAAUUAGCAACCUAUCAAUAUUAUGAUUGGGAAACAAAGACUAUGAAUUGUUAACAAAUAACUAAUGCCAUUUAGUUUCUGCCCAACAGGGGAUAUUCUACAGUAUUGCAGAAUUUGUUGUUGCAGAUGUGUUAGGAGGAUUUAGGAGCGAGGCCUGGAUUUCAAGAGAUGAAGACUGGGCUAACAUCUUUGGAGAAUGACAUAUUAUCGCAUACAGCAUUUUAUAGAAGUCACAUUAAAUGA
Messenger RNA from Paramecium octaurelia, 1019 nucleotides. Lineage: Eukaryota; Ciliophora; Oligohymenophorea; Peniculida; Parameciidae. The record is from the annotation of a GenBank genome assembly.